AUGAUCGACUGGGCCCUGGCCGACGCCCCUUGGACCCACCCCCUGUUCCGUGUCCCCUGGGCCUCCCUCUUCAAGGCGACCAUCGUCUGGGCCCACCAGAACGUCUUUGGGGAUGGCCGACGGGUCAUCUCCCACCUCGUCGACCGUCUCGAGAUUGAGCGCCUCUCCUUGGCCGAACUGCGCGACGUCGCUGAACUGCUCCCCAUCGCCAACAUCCCCCUCCGGCAGCUGGAUGACUUUGCUCAGCGGCUGAGGGAGACGGUCGAGUUCUACUUCAGAGCCACCGGCCAGGCCCUCGAGAUGCCCGACCGGUUCGGCGUGACCAGCGGCUUCGAGCAGGACACCGGGUCGAUGAACAGCUACUGGCAGCCGAAUCCCAAUCGCCUGCCCGGCGGCCAAUCCCCCGAAAAGGCCAAGCCGACCAGCUCGAUGUCCCCGGUCAAUUUCAUGUUGUCCUCCCCGAACACGUCGGUCAUCCUGCCCUGCCGUUCUUCUUCUGAGGGGCCCAAGUCGGAGCCGUUCGAGCUCGACGUCGGCGAGUUGCCGCCGAGCCGCACCGGGCUUUGGGAGUUUGAGUUCCUCUUCGACGGCAAGGACCUCGGGCAGAACAAGCCGGUGAACGUCGACCUGGACGUGCAGCUGGAGAAGCCGCAGCAGCCC
Mesorhabditis spiculigera is the source of this 660-nucleotide messenger RNA. The record is from the annotation of a GenBank genome assembly. NCBI's taxonomy places the organism in Eukaryota, Metazoa, Nematoda, Chromadorea, Rhabditida, Rhabditidae.